AUGGACUCGAUUCUAGACUUCUCGAGAGACUUGGACAUCACGGCCUUGGACACCGUCGUGGAGACCUUCUACCGGGGCAAGGGCGAGGACCAGAAACAGGCCCAGAUCAUACUCACCAAGUUCCAGGACCACCCGGACGCGUGGACCCGGGCGGACCAGAUCUUGCAGUUCGCCAGGGACACGGAAACCAAGUACAUUGGCCUCUCGAUCCUCAACAACCUCAUCAAGACCAAGUGGAAGGCCUUGCCCGACGACCAGAGACUCGGCAUCCGCAACUUCGUUGCCUCCAUGAUCAUCUCCAUGUGCGACAGCGACGACCAGUUCCAGUCGCAAAGAGCCCUCAUAAACAAAUGCGAUCUCACCCUCGUCCAGAUCGUCAAGCAGGACUGGCCCCAGAACUGGCCGAACUUCAUCCCGGAAAUCGUCCAGUCCAGUAAGGCCGGUUUCAACGUCUGCGAAAACAACAUGAUCAUCUUGAAGCUUCUCUCCGAGGAGAUCAUCGACUUCUCCGCAGACCAGAUGACCCAGGCAAAGGCCAGAAACUUGAAGACAAGCAUGAGCAACGAGUUCCAGCAGAUCUUCCAGCUCUGCUUCGAGGUCUUGGACAAGGCCAACAAACCCUCCCUCAUCAUCGCAACCUUGAACUGUCUAUUGAAAUACAUCCACUGGAUUCCCGCAGGUUACAACUUCGAAACAGAGUUGCUACCCCUAUUGACAACUAAGUUCUUGCCCGUCGACACCUUCAAAAGUAUCACCAUCAAAUGCUUGACUGAAGUCUCACAAUUGAUCGCCCCACAAUACGACUCAAGAUUCGUCAAUAUGUUCGGCCUCGCAAUGGAAAGCAUCCUGAAAAUCAUUCCUAUCAACUUGGACUUGAAGAAAACCUACAAAUACGCAUCCUCCUCCGAUCAAGAAUUCAUGCAAGACUUGGCAAUGUUCUUGGUCACCUUCCUCUCUAACCAUUUGACCCCUUUGGAACAGAACUUGCAAUUGAGAGAUUUGCUUUUGGCAGCCCAUAAGUAUCUGAUUAACUUGUCAAGAAUCGAAGAGAGAGAAUUGUUCAAAACUUGUUUAGAUUAUUGGACUAAAACCGUUAGUGGCCUAUAUCUCGAAAUUCAAAAUUUACCUGUCCAAAAUGCUUCAGCCUUAAUGCAACUCCAGUACAGUGCAAGAGGUGGCGCUCCAAACCCUGAAGUGCUGAAUAAUAAAAACUUGCGUAAAGAUAUCUACUCCGAAAUAUUGUCGAGAUUAAGAGUUGUGAUGAUCGAAAAUAUGGUCAGACCAGAAGAAGUUUUGAUUGUCGAGAAUGAUGAAGGUGAAAUUGUCCGAGAAUUCGUCAAGGAGAGUGACACCAUCCAAUUGUAUAAAUCCAUGAGAGAAGUUCUCGUCUACUUGACCCAUUUGGACGUGAAUGAUACUGAAUCAAUCAUGUCUGCCAAAUUGGCUUCUCAAAUAGAUGGAUCAGAAUGGUCCUGGCAUAACAUAAAUACCCUAUGUUGGGCAAUCGGUUCCAUAUCCGGUUCCAUGGAUGAAGAAAGAGAGAAAAGAUUUCUUGUCCUAGUCAUCAAGGACCUUUUGGCAUUGACAGAGAUGAAAAGAGGUAAAGACAACAAAGCUGUUGUUGCCUCAAAUAUAAUGUAUAUUGUUGGUCAAUACCCAAGAUUCUUGAGAGCUCAUUGGAAAUUCCUAAAAACAGUCAUUAAUAAAUUAUUCGAAUUCAUGCAUGAAACUCACGAAGGUGUUCAAGAUAUGGCAUGUGACACUUUUAUCAAGAUCACCCAAAAGUGUAAGAGACACUUUGUGAUCCAACAAUCGGGCGAGAACAAACCUUUCAUUGAGGAAAUAAUCGAAAACAUUCAAGAAACAACCUCAGAUUUACAACCUCAACAAGUUCAUACAUUCUACGAAGCUUGUGGAACGAUCAUCUCAGCUCAAAACUCAACACCGAUCAGAGAGAAACUUUUAUCAGAUUUGAUGAAAUUACCUAACAUUGCAUGGUCAACAGUAGUCUCACAAGCAGGUGAAGACCCUGAGUUGUUGUCCAACCCUGAAAUUGUGAAAAUUAUUGCCAAUAUCAUUAAAACAAAUGUCUCUGUCUGUUCCCCAUUAGGACCAAGCUUCUAUUCGCAGUUGGGCCUAAUCUAUGUCGACAUGUUAUCAUUGUAUAAAGCAGUUAGUUCAUUGAUUUCCUCCGCUGUCUCAACAGAUGGACUGAUUGCAACCAAAACUCCAAGGGUCAGAGGAUGGAGAACAAUCAAAAAGGAAAUUUUGGUUCUACUGGAAACUUAUAUUUCAAAGGCUGACAAUGGCCAUGAAAUAGUAAGAGACUUGGUUCCUAACUUAUUGGCUGCAAUUCUUGAAGAUUACAAGACAAACGUUCCAGAUGCUAGAGAUGCAGAGGUGUUGAAUUGUUUGUCAACUUUAGUUGAAAAAGUGGGUCCAAUGAUUCCAAAUGAAAUCGUUUUGAUCUUGGCAAAUGUCUUCGAAUGUACUCUCGGUAUGAUCAACAGAGAUUUUACUGAAUAUCCAGAACAUAGAGUUGAGUUCUACAAGCUUUUGAGAGAAAUUGAUUUGAAAGGUUUCAACGCAUUAUUACAGUUCCCUCCUGAAUCAUUCCAAGCAUUUAUUGAUGCCAUCUUAUGGGCGUUCAAGCACAACAAUAGAGACGUUGAGAACUCAGGCUUAACCUUGUGCUAUGAACUGUUACUGAAUAUAGAGAAAUUGGGUCCAGAAAAUCAGUUUGCAAUUGGGUUCUACAGACACUAUUACUUCCCAAUAAUAAGUGAUGUCUUCUUUGUUUUGACAGAUUCAGACCAUAAAGCCGGCUUCAAGCUUCAAACCAAAUUAUUGGCGAAGAUGUUAGAAUUGGUUGUGAAACAAAAAAUAAAUGAAACCAUAUAUCCACCUGAUGCUGCACCAGCUGGAACCCCUAACGCUUUGUUCCUAAAGGAAUACUUGGGUAACAUGUUGAUGAAUGCAUUCAACCAGUUACAAAAGGAACAAGUUUCGAACUUUUUACAAGUUCUCUUCAGCAGUUUCGAUAAUGAAGCUAAGUUUACAGGUAUUUUGAGAGAUUUCUUAGUCCAGAUCAAAGAAUAUGGCGGAGAUCCGACAGAUUACCUGUUUGCCGAGGACAAAGAGGCUGAAUUACUAGAAAAGCAUAGAUUGGCAAAGGAAAAGGCAAGUAAAGUCGGAGGUUUGUUAAAACCCUCUGAAAUGGAAGACUGA
Messenger RNA from Pichia membranifaciens NRRL Y-2026, 3228 nucleotides. RefSeq lists its product as hypothetical. Lineage: Eukaryota; Fungi; Ascomycota; Pichiomycetes; Pichiales; Pichiaceae. The transcript has a single exon. Gene Ontology annotation, biological process: ribosomal large subunit export from nucleus; ribosomal small subunit export from nucleus; protein export from nucleus. The record is from RefSeq and is a predicted model, not a curated record. Gene Ontology annotation, molecular function: nuclear export signal receptor activity; small GTPase binding. Gene Ontology annotation, cellular component: cytoplasm; nucleus. Bases 1 to 3228 code for a protein of 1075 amino acids.